UCCCCUUCCCUGUCCGUGUAUCUCAAGCACCGAACUCUACUCCCUCCCUGCUUCCCGUCCCGUCCACGCCAGAGCACUCCGCUCCCACGCAAACCCUAGCAGCGGCUCUCUCCUCCCCUGGGGAUCCCGGCCAAGCGGCUUUGGUCCAAGCCGUCAGAGCAACUCGGAUCCCAGCAGCGGCGGGUUGGGGCCGCCAGCUCCGGUCUGUGGCGCCGGAUUUGAGAUCGGCGCGAUGUCGUGGGCCGGGCCCGACGAGAUCCUCCUCUCCACCUCCCUCGCCGGCUUCUUGGACAAGAAGCUUAUUGUGCUGCUAAGAGAUGGACGGAAACUGCUUGGCACCCUAUGCUCAUUUGAUCAGUUUGCAAAUGUUGUUCUUCAGGGUGCUUGUGAACGAGUAAUUGUUGGGGAGCAAUAUUGUGAUGUUCCUCUUGGUCUGUAUGUGAUACGGGGAGAGAAUGUUGUUUUAAUUGGAGAAUUGGACCGCGAAAAGGAGGAACUCCCUGCUCACAUGACCUGUGUCUCAGAGGCAGAAAUUAGAAAGGCUGAGAAGGCAGAAAGGGAGGCAAGAGACCUGAAAGGCACGAUGAGGAAACGGAUGGAGUUCCUAGACUUCGACUAGAUCCUCUCGUGGCAUGGUAGUUGCUGCCCCCUAUUGUGGCCGCGUUGUUUUUAGUGGCGGCUUGUGCUAUACAUGUCGGCAAUUGGAAGCCUGAUGAUUGCGCUGUAUCCCAGUGGCAUGCUCCUUGUUUAACCAGAACGCUUUGGGUUGAUGAAAAACAGAUUCUUUCCUAGCAGUGCCGCUUGCUUUUGUUGUUACA
This is a messenger RNA of Panicum hallii, 818 nucleotides long. RefSeq names its product sm-like protein LSM1B. Gene Ontology annotation, biological process: deadenylation-dependent decapping of nuclear-transcribed mRNA. The record is from RefSeq and is a predicted model, not a curated record. Bases 233 to 619 code for a protein of 128 amino acids. Lineage: Eukaryota; Viridiplantae; Streptophyta; Magnoliopsida; Poales; Poaceae. The transcript has 5 exons. Gene Ontology annotation, molecular function: RNA cap binding. Gene Ontology annotation, cellular component: Lsm1-7-Pat1 complex; P-body.